Harmonia axyridis is the source of this 811-nucleotide messenger RNA. RefSeq lists its product as uncharacterized. The record is from RefSeq and is a predicted model, not a curated record. The coding region runs from base 20 to 724 and encodes 234 amino acids. The transcript is spliced from 2 exons. Lineage: Eukaryota; Metazoa; Arthropoda; Insecta; Coleoptera; Coccinellidae.
AGAGUUUCAAUCUGACAAAAUGAGUUUCAGUUCACUGACAGCUAGAAUCAAGGGUUAUUUUCAUCUGCCCAAAAGCAAUUAUGUGAACGAGAAAUUCAGCCUAACGAGCCAUUUGGCAUCAAGUUCAAGAUAUAAGUAUUGGUACUCCAUAUUUCAGAGAAAACUGGAAAUGGUUGAUGAGAAAAUUAUUGAUGAGCCAUCUAUUUCCAUAGCGAUGGUGAAACUAUGUUUGGACAAUCUUGUUGAUAAUUCGGACGUCAGAGACAUAUGCUUAUCAAAUUCACAAUUCGUAUCUAGAAAGAACUUCGAUACAGUCGAAAACUGUCAAUUCUGCCGAAAGGAAAGCAAGUUAUUAGACUUAUGCUGUCCCAUAAAAGAACUUCAGGUGGGGGUAUUCAAAAAGGCAAUUACAAACUCCUUAAGCCAUCAUUCUCUGCCACCUUUUAUCGAGAAUAAGCCACAUCCUGACCAACUCAAAGAAAAUUGGAUUACUUCCGAAAUCAAGUUUCCGGAAAUUAAGAGGAAAAUCGUAUUGGAUAUGUCGCAGGGAAAAGCUGCUCUCAAGAAAUUGAAGAAGAAGCUGAAUAAUAUACGGAUGUUCUAUCCAAACCUGUUUUAUGCCAAGGAAAAUAUAAUUGAAAUGUGGUGUAGAGACGAUACGCUCCAACUUAUGACCUUUGAAGUUCUGGAUUAUGAUGAGAAUUCAAACUACGUUUGGAUUUAGAUUACCAACCUCACUGUCUCAAAUUCAUCUUCCGUUUCAAUUCAUUAUGUAUGGUAUACACAUAAAUGGCUCCUAGGAAAAAUAUUC